AUGGUUCUCCAAGACUUGGGGCGACGUAUCAACGCAGCCGUCAGCGACCUGACCAGGUCAAAUGCCGUUGACGAGAAGGUGUUGGAUUCUAUGAUAAAGGAAAUCUGCGCUGCCCUCCUAUCCGCCGACGUGAAUGUCCGGCUAGUGCAACAGCUGCGCAAAUCCAUAAAGGCCGCCGUACAGCUCUCCUCCGUUCCCCCGGCAGUCAAUAAGAAGCGUCUGAUUCAGAAAGCCGUCUUCGAUCAACUGGUUGCGCUCGUCGAUCCACAUGCGGAACCGUUCAAGCCAAAGAAGGGAAAAUCCAACGUCAUUAUGAUGGUUGGUUUACAGGGGGCGGGUAAAACGACCACAUGUACAAAACUGGCAAGACAUUAUCAGACCAAAGGAUUCAGGGCGGCCCUUGUCUGCGCGGAUACCUUCCGUGCCGGUGCCUUCGAUCAACUUAAACAGAAUGCGACGAAGGCGAAAAUUCCGUAUUACGGUAGCUUAACACAGACGGAUCCUGUCGUGGUGUCCUCCGAGGGUGUGGCGAAGUUUAAGAAAGAGCGGUUUGAUAUUAUUAUAGUCGAUACCAGUGGAAGACAUAGGCAGGAGGAAGAUUUGUUUGCUGAAAUGACCCAAAUUCAAACAGCUAUACGGCCGGAUCAAACUAUCAUGGUUCUUGAUAGUACAAUUGGUCAGGCGGCCGAGUCACAGUCAGCCGCCUUCAAAUCAGCGGCAGACUUUGGAGCAAUCAUCAUUACUAAAACUGACGGACACGCUGCUGGUGGUGGUGCCAUUUCUGCCGUUGCUGCGACUCACACGCCUAUUAUCUUCUUGGGAACAGGUGAACACAUGCUAGACCUGGAGAAAUUCGCACCCCGACCAUUCGUUCAAAAACUUCUUGGAAUGGGUGAUAUGGCUAGCUUGGUCGAGCACGUUCAAGCGGUAACGAAGGACUCUGCUGGCGCAAAGGAGACAUAUAAACAUAUCUCCGAGGGAAUAUUCACUCUACGUGAUUUCCGCGAAAACAUUACUUCAAUUAUGAAAAUGGGACCCCUUUCGAAAAUAUCAAGCAUGAUACCCGGACUUUCUAAUAUAACGUCAGGCCUUGAUGAUGAGGAUGGCUCACUGAAGCUCAGGCGCAUGAUUUAUGUUUUUGACAGCAUGACCGCCUCAGAGCUAGACGGCGAUGGGAAAGUUUUCAUUGACCAACCUACCAGAAUCGUUCGCCUUGCUUGUGGAAGCGGAACGACCGUUAGGGAAGUUGAAGAUCUACUUUCGCAACAUAAGAUGAUGGCAGGUAUGGCCAAGAAGGUUGGCGGACAGAAGAAGCAGAUGCAACGUGCUCAAAAUAUGCUGAAGGGCGGCAACAAAGAACAGCAAAUGGCUGCUAUGCAGAAGAGGAUGGCUGCUAUGGGCGGCGGAGCUGGAAUGCCUGGCAUGCCUGGAAUGGGAGAUAUGCAACAGAUGAUGCAAAUGUUACAAGGAGGUGGUGGUGCAGGUGGUGGUGGGAUGCCAGGUCUAGGUGGUAUGGACUUGCAAAGUAUGAUGAGCCAGAUGAGCGGACUCAUGGGAGGCAUGGGUGGCAUGGGUGGUAUGGGCGGUAUGGGAGGUGGUCGUGGAGGCAGCAGGGGGCGAGGCCGAUAA
Molecule: messenger RNA, 1629 nt
Organism: Arthroderma uncinatum
Lineage: Eukaryota; Fungi; Ascomycota; Eurotiomycetes; Onygenales; Arthrodermataceae
Product: signal recognition particle protein SRP54
Exons: 2
Coding region: 1-1629 (542 amino acids)
Biological process (GO): SRP-dependent cotranslational protein targeting to membrane, translocation; SRP-dependent cotranslational protein targeting to membrane
Cellular component (GO): signal recognition particle, endoplasmic reticulum targeting; cytosol
Molecular function (GO): GTPase activity; 7S RNA binding; GTP binding
Source: RefSeq, a predicted model, not a curated record